UUACCAUUCCCAACCACCAGGUGCUGCAAAUACUGGAAUUCCAGUAUUCUCAAGAUUUAGGGGUAGCAACCUAGUGCCAUCCCCCAUGGGCCAGGAAAGGAGAGUUGGUCCUAAUAUCCCACCUAUGAGAAGCCCUGAUCUAUUGCAGCAAUUUAAGAACCAUAAUAGCACAGAGAAGAUUCCUAGUGCAAUACCUCGCAUCACCCAGAGGCAAAUAAAUGUGAACCCAAGGUAAGCUUCAACUAAGGGCUUAAUACUAUAUCAAGGUUUUGAGUUUAGCCAGACAAAUGUUUCAUUUCUUUUUAUUCCCUUUCAGCAAUGAGCUUGGUGCCAAGACACAUAUGGGAGACUUCCAGCUCCAUAAACUCCUGGGUGCAGGAAAUUUUGGAAGGGUGUACCUUGCAGAACAAAAACAAACAAGAAAGAAAGUUGCCAUUAAAAUGAUACCACGCGAAAAAGUCUGUGAUGCUCUCGCAGUUCGAGGUGUAAUGCGAGAGAAAGAAAUCCUAGAAUUGGCAAAGAAAAAGAACCAUCCCUUCCUUAUUGGUUUGGUCACCUACUUUGAAACACAACACGAUAUGUGUUUAGCAAUGGACUAUGCUUCCGGUGGUGACUUAUCCAGUGUGAUGACCCGCACUUUGAGUAUAGAAACUAGUGUGUAAGUAAUAAGUAGGUUUACUCAGAUUUUGUAGUAGACUAGCAGCUGCCCCAAAGUAGUAUUCAUAAUGCAAUGUAAGCCAUUACGGUUUAUUUUACUUCUCACCAGUAAAGGUGGCAUACACGUGAAGAUUUGCUCGUUUGGCUCACCUAUAGGUGGGCGAUA
Xenopus tropicalis (tropical clawed frog) is the source of this 823-nucleotide messenger RNA. RefSeq names its product protein kinase C theta type-like. The record is from RefSeq and is a predicted model, not a curated record. NCBI's taxonomy places the organism in Eukaryota, Metazoa, Chordata, Amphibia, Anura, Pipidae. The transcript has 4 exons. Bases 288 to 662 code for a protein of 124 amino acids. Gene Ontology annotation, molecular function: nucleotide binding; protein serine/threonine kinase activity; ATP binding.